AGCAAUCAUAGCAAAAAAUUAAUUGUUUUAUUUGUUUAUUGGUAAAAAAUGCCCAGUGAAAUUAUUACUCUGCAAUUGGGACAAUGUGGAAAUCAAAUUGGCUUCGAAUUUUGGAAACGCCUGUGUCUGGAACACGGCAUUUCACCCACUGGCAUGUUGGAGGAAUUUACCACAGAUGGUCUAGACCGCAAAGAUGUGUUCUUUUACCAGGCCGAUGAUAAUCAUUAUAUACCAAGAGCAGUUUUGCUCGACUUGGAGCCUAGAGUAAUACACACAAUUAUGACCUCCACAUAUGCCAAGCUUUAUAACCCCGAAAAUGUUUAUCUUUCCAAACAUGGUGGUGGUGCUGGCAACAACUGGGCUUCAGGAUUUAGCCAAGGAGAAAAACUCCAGGAAGAAGUAUUUGAUAUUAUCGAUCGUGAAGCAGAUGGCAGUGAUUCGUUAGAGGGAUUCGUUUUGUGUCACUCCAUAGCUGGGGGCACUGGUUCCGGUAUGGGUUCUUAUAUGCUGGAACGUUUGUCAGAUCGUUUUCCUAAGAAACUUUUGCAAACCUACAGCGUCUUUCCAAAUCAAGAUGAGAUUAGUGAUGUUGUUGUCCAGCCCUAUAACUCUUUGCUAACGUUGAAACGCUUGACCAAUUGUGCUGAUUGUGUUGUAGUUUUGGAUAAUACAGCUUUAAAUCGCAUAGCUUCGGAUCGUUUGCAUAUUGAAAAUCCUACUUUCACACAAAUUAAUACUUUGGUGUCGACAAUAAUGUCUGUUAGUACGACCACUCUGAGAUAUCCAUCGUAUAUGAAUAACAAUUUGAUUGGCUUGACGGCUCCGCUGAUACCAACACCUCAGUUACAUUUUCUGAUGACGGGAUAUACACCGCUGACAACAGAUAAUGAUACCAAUGUAAAUGUUCGCAAAACCACGGUUUUAGAUGUCAUGCGCCGCCUUUUACAGCCCAAAAAUAUGAUGGUUUCGUCGGGUCCGGAUAAAACAAAUCAUCAUUGCUACAUCUCUAUACUGAAUAUCAUACAGGGCGAAGUUGAUCCCACCCAAGUUCACAAGUCUUUGCAGCGUAUUCGUGAGCGAAAACUUGCCCAAUUCAUUCCAUGGGGACCGGCUAGCAUACAAGUGGCCUUAUCACGUUCCUCACCCUAUGUCCAGAGUAAUCAUAAAGUUUCUGGCCUCAUGAUGGCCAAUCAUACUGGCAUAACAUCUUUAUUUAAUCGUGCAUUGGCCCAGUAUGAUAAGUUGAGAAAACGUGGUGCAUUUUUGGAUCAAUUUCGUCGCGAAGACAUGUUUAAAGAGGAUCUCACAGAAUUGGAUAACUCGCGAGAUGUAAUCGAUUGUUUGGCCCAGGAAUAUGAGGCUGCAACGCAAAGUAAUUACUUGCAAUGGGUGCCAAGAAGUCGUGGUGAAUAAGUUGCCUGCAUUUAAAUAUUAGGAUAUAAGGAAAAUUUAUAAAUAACAUAUGAAAGUAAAUAUACUAAGCAUAUAAAA
Stomoxys calcitrans (stable fly) is the source of this 1491-nucleotide messenger RNA. RefSeq names its product tubulin gamma-1 chain. The coding region runs from base 49 to 1413 and encodes 454 amino acids. Gene Ontology annotation, biological process: mitotic spindle organization; cytoplasmic microtubule organization; mitotic cell cycle. Gene Ontology annotation, molecular function: structural constituent of cytoskeleton; GTP binding. The record is from RefSeq and is a predicted model, not a curated record. The transcript has 5 exons. NCBI's taxonomy places the organism in Eukaryota, Metazoa, Arthropoda, Insecta, Diptera, Muscidae. Gene Ontology annotation, cellular component: nucleus; microtubule; gamma-tubulin complex.